This is a messenger RNA of Amoebophrya sp. A25, 5575 nucleotides long. Lineage: Eukaryota; Dinophyceae; Syndiniales; Amoebophryaceae. The record is from the annotation of a GenBank genome assembly.
CUGCCAGACUGUCCGAGGCAACACAGGCGAGAAGAGCUUGAACGCCGUCGUCGUCUUCUUGCUACGGCAGAGCUGGAAGAAGAAGAAAGCCAUGACGACGGCGAGAGUAAAGACGAACAAACUUCUGGUGUUCCCUCUUUUGUCGUCUCAACAACAGAGCGCCACAUGCAAUUUACUGCAGCUUCCGAGAACAACGAGGAUCAAAAGAUCUCGCACGCACAAGCAGACAGAUUUUUCGCGCGACACGAUGUUUUCCGGACGCACAUUCAUACACACAAUUAUGUUCUCUCCCUGAUCUUCGGCGUCAUGCAUGGGAUGAUGGAAGUCGUGCGCAAUUAUUGGAUAGUGCGGGAUAUCAUCGACAAUGACCCUACAACAUAUCAUAUGUGGGCCAGUCUUCAGCAGCUCGCAAACACCCGACUGAGAGAGACGUUCGAACCUAUCUUCCGGCAUUUGCUAGAACCCUAUGCACGCUUAUGACAAAACUAAAAGAGUUCAAGGACGAAAUAUAUGGCGACUAUUUGAUUUGUCUUUGGACAUUGGUCACUGAAGUUUUUGGGCCACAUGGUCUUUGAUGAGUUCGUGUAGUGUCUACAUUCUUUCUUCCACUCUCAUGUCGUGAGGGAGCACCAUCGGCUCUCCAUACUUGGCUGCCGUCACUAUUCGCGCUGCAGCGGUUAGCAGGGCGCGUCGCUCAUCGAGUCUUUCGCGAAGCUCCUCCAAUGUCGAGGGAUACGUUCAUAUUUGGUGUGGGCGGUGAGCGCGUGAGGCUGGAGCGGCCGGAGCCUCUGACGGAGCGGAUUAUGGACGAGGCGAACACGUGGCUGCACUUGGCGACAAAGCUUGCAGAGACGGCGAGAGAUCAUCACCAGGAGACUGUAGAUGAUUUGGAGCAGAAUCUUCGUGAAAUACCUACAGAUCCAAAUCUACCUGACGAGAAAAAGUCGCCUUCUCUUUACAAUUCAGAAAAGUCUUAUGCUAGUGCCCUUGUACGGAAGAAGCUAUAUUUCAUGGGCCCUGCGCAGUUUCUGUCGAGUCGGAAGCACGGAACAAGAAGGACCACGGCGAAAUCAAUUUAUGCGCCCAGAUUUCCGGAUUGGUACCAGCGGGGACUACCUGUGUCACACCGCGUGCGACCCGGUGUCUGGUUCCACACACUAGGUGUUGAUGCUUCGCUUCUGUAUCUAGAGUCGGACUCGCUUGUGGUAGAAAUUAACGCGAAGAUGAUUCCAGACGACAAAUUAUGGCGUUCCGAUUUUAUUCAUUAUAGUGAUUUUGACUACCUCAAAAGAUCUUCAGCAGAAGUUGCUUCGCACAACAUCAAGUGUGAGAUGUUCUUGAGUUAGAACUAGGAAGCCCUUCAUCAUAUUUAGAGUGCGAACGCGCGAUAGGCUUCGAAGAAGCUCCUGCUAGCGGCUCGAGUAUUGUUUCUGGAAUGAGAUUUUCAAAAAUGACCUGUUCACGGACGUUCUAACAUAGUGCAUUACGUUUGCGGAAGGCGAGCACUUGCAGACCGUGCCUCACAGCUAUCUUGUCGGCUGGGAGUGUAGCUACGCUGUAGUAAAAGAUGCUGGUACGGGUUCUGGUAGUGUUCGCGAGCCAAAAAAUUCCAAAAAACAGGAGACACCAAUAGAAGACGCACGUCUGGACGAGGAGGAGAAUGAGUUUUUUGAGGCUGCGACAAAUGAAGAUGCAUCGACUGAUGUAUAUAGACAAAGCCAAGACCUCAAGGGGUUAGGAGCCGAAGAAAACGAUUAUGUUAUCGAACAUGAUGAUACUGAACAGCGCACAUCAGGCAACGUUGCCUCAAGCAAUCCCUGGCUGCGUUUAGGACUUCAGCGAGAGAAGUCUAGAGUACCGGACCAUUCGUUGAAUGACUUGUGGUCUGCCUCAACACUUACAGGAACAUCGUCCAGCAGAGUGACAGGAGUGGUCGAAACAUUUAUGGCACGGUCCGCGUUGGCGCACAGUAACUUUGGGGACACUUUCCAGCUCAGUUGCCCAGUGGACUUGGCAGAUUUGAAGAAGUACGGAGAUGAAGGUACAACCACGCCUGGAGGAGGUGUGUCAAACACAGGGUUCUCUUUGCGUUUGCAGUUUCAUUUGCGAGAGCAUGAAUUCUGGCAUUCACGACUCCCAGACUUGCCGCUAGUCUGGCGAAACUUGGAUGGGGGUAGGAGUCGAAGACGAGAGGAGAAAUUUCAGAGUCCAAGGAGAGGGUCUGCAGCAGGUGAGGCGCUGAGAAAUGCGAAGCGCUCAGAGCAGCAGGACAAAAGAAAGGAACGAAACGAUCAAGCCUCAAUCGAUUCCAACGUGCUUGUUGCGCAACAUACUGCAGGCAGCAACGUGGCAAAAACUUCCACCUUUCAACAAAAUGCACGUUUCAAAAAAAAGGAGCUGCAGCCAGCGAGAGAACUACCAAGUAGACCCGCAAUAGAAGAAGAUGAACAUCAAGAAGUGAAUCCAUUGCUAUUCGUUUGCACACAUCCGUUCUACCUAUUAGACCAAGGAACAGAGCACCUUUUCGAAGAAUUGUUUUUCCAGUGGAUGACUUAUAAGUUGGCGCUUGCGGAGCGCGUUUUCGUAUAUGAUCUUGAUGGUAGCCUGGAAGCUGUGUUGGGCAAGCAUUUUUCGAAGCAUCUCGAAGUGCGGUACGCCGAGGAAAGGUACUACAACUACCACGAUAUUACAGAAAGGAAAACCGACAGAGGGUGGUCGAACGAAGACGUAGAGGGAGAAAACGAACAAGGCCGUCAACAUGGAAAUAGAAGGACGCUGCUGCACGGUGAGGAGCCACGGAUUGUCUAUUUGCCCUAUUUCAAUCACCGCUUGCAAAAGCAGCUGGACCCCCACUCGUACAACGUCGCACUACACGCGCCUGCCCUCGAACAUUGCCUAUGGCAAGCACGAGCUGCUGACGCAGUGUUCGCGGUAGAUGCUCACGGAUUAGAUACCUAUUUGUCGACGGCCAGUGGCACAGCAGCGGACGUGCGCGCCACUUUGAACCUGUUCGAACGUCGCCGUCCGCUGCAGCACCAGGACACUGCCGCCGUCUUAUGGGCGAUAUCCAUGCCGUUUGGCGACCGUCCUGACAACCAAGCGGAACUCCGGAAGCUAGACGAAAAAUUUAAAGACUAUAUUGUCGCCGACGAUGCGGUGCCUAAGAUGACCCGCCACCGUGAGACGGGGACAUGGACAUCUAGCGUAUUGCGAGCGGCCUUUGAGGAGGAAGCGGACGAUGAUCUCAAACAAGAAACAAAUGACGAGACUAGCACAUCGAUACUCCAGCCAACGACUAGUAGAUCACCUUGUGUGCGUAGUGGGAAGUCUCGACUGGUGGUAGACCGUUUCGUACAUCGACAGGACGUGAACAUAACCUAUCAGUACACAGAUGCGGCUGCAGAGGACAAGGAACACGUAAAGGAUUUGGGUCAACAUCGAAACCUUUAUCGAAAUUGGCUACACCAUGCGGGAAGUGCGGUGAUGCGUCCAAAGCUCAUCACGUCAGUGCAGGGAAGUCAUUGGCCGCGUGUAAAAAUAGGUCAUGGAGCGUAUGUGCAGAUGCCGGUGGAAUUAUGAGAAAAAGUUCUUUCAGGUACUGCAAAUAUAUUUUUGUGGGGUAAAUAUGCGUCUAUGAUUAUUGUGGGGUUUGCGCUGCCGUUGACGGGUCUCUCAUCCGCGCAAAUGGCGCGAUCCCUUAAAUGCCUCACCUCUCGGAAUAGCGGGGUCCCGUGUGUGCCUCGCGCCACGGGAUGGCGCUCUCCUUUAAGUUCUCGCACCCGGGCAUGUCGUACUUCCUGAGGUGUCGUGCGCCGCAGGAUGGUGCUCUCCCUUAAGUGCCUCGUACCCCGGCAUGUCGUACUUCCUAAAGUGCCUCGCGCCGCAGGAUGGUGCUCUCCCUUAAGUGCCUCGCGCCGCGGGAUGGCGGUUAUCCUUAAAUGCUUCGCUCAAGUACUUCGCGCCAAAAAAUGUGUAGUGACUGCUUCACUUAGGCGCAGCGGCCCUUCACUAGUGAUUGCCGUUUUACAGUCGCUGCGUCUUUUAAGUGGUGGCUGCUGCACUUAUACGCGGCGUCGUUCAAAAGCUGACGUGGACGUCUGUGCUGAAGCGCGGCGUCGUUUAAGUGGUGACUGCUGCACUUAUGCGCGGCGGCGUUUAAAUGCCUCGCUUACGUAGUGACUUCAUCACGUAUGCGCGGCUUCGUUUAAGUAGUGACUGCACCACUUAAGCGAGUCGUCGCUUAAAUAGUGACUCCAUCACAUAAGCGAUGCUUCGCUUGCGUAGUGACUGCUGCACUUAAGCGCGGCGUCGCCUAAGGAAUUGCACUUGAAAGCUUGAGUUCGUUUCUUUACUGAUGCCCGCUGCACGAAUUUCAAUGCCUAGUAGGUGGCCGGUCUAAUAGGAAAACUGCGGAUGCACCACUACGUAGACAUCUUCGGGCCACGGUGCGUUGGCUGUACAGACCACGACGCCGCCUUACAAAGCAGGGGAGGGAAGGUCGACAUUGACGACGAUUUUUGGCGGGAGAUUCGCGUUCGGAAAAAAUUGCAAGUCAAGAAGCUCGGACAGCGGACUCUUGCAAGAGAACAAUUUGUUCAAAGGCAGGAGCAAUGACUUGGAGCCGUAUUACCGUUUAUGAUCCCUCACUCCUCAAACACUUGAUACGAAUUUUAGACAUCCGACUUGCUUCAAACACUCGAUACUCUGGAUUAGCUUCUUCGUUAUAUAUGUUUUAGGGCUGCACGGUCCCCCCCCGUGUGGCUGGCCCUGUGGUGGCGCUCGCGCGCUCUUUUCCGCGCUGAUUUUCGCGGAUUCCAGUGGUGGAAGGCGUCAAAACGGGGCGCGGGCGUCCCCUUGCGCCUCUCUGCAUGUUCCUCAGGGGCCUCCUGGCCUCUGCUGACCCUCGCAGGCCGGAGGCCUCCGGGGUAAAAGGCCGCCGAAGGCGUCCACGGUCUCAAGAGCAAGCAAGCCGAUGACCAAGGGCCCGGAGGGUACAGGCCACACGGCUCAGGGGGUCCAGCCCCUCGCCCUUUGCCGCCUUCGGAGGCCUUCCACACCCGGCGCACUGCCGCGGCGGCGAAGCAUCGAGGAGGCAUGUAGGACAUAGGCAGGCAGCUGGAAGGGGGCGGCGGCGGUCCCUUGGGCCCCUUUUGAAGCCUUCCACCUACGUUGGAGGCCUGUAGGGUACAGGCAGGCAGCUGGAAGGGAGCGGAGGAGGCCCCUUGGGCCCCUUUUGAGGCCUUCCACCCCCGGCCGACGCCUUCAAAAGCCCGGACCCCUGGAUCAUAUAUACAUCUGCAUCCUGGAGAUGCAUCAUCCUGCCAUGAGAUUACAUUCUUCAAACAGUUGAUACUAGGGGUGCUUCAAAUGCUGCUCAGUCAGAGGUUACGUUCUUCAAACAAUCGAUACCCUAGAUUCAUCAAACGCUUGACCUGAGAUUACAUUCUUCAAACAACUGAUAUUCUCCGUAGACUUCACUUGUCAAACGCUUGAGACUAGAGACUGCAUUCUUCAGACGCUUGACUGUCUGCUGCGCACAUAAAUUUCGUGAGAACUACUCGGCUUUCGAUACUGC